Molecule: messenger RNA, 572 nt
Organism: Eurypyga helias (sunbittern)
Lineage: Eukaryota; Metazoa; Chordata; Aves; Eurypygiformes; Eurypygidae
Product: chromosome unknown open reading frame, human C6orf118
Exons: 5
Source: RefSeq, a predicted model, not a curated record
AUGGUGCUGAAAAACAAACCAGUUAAGAACAGCCGACAGUGUGUUAUGCAGCUUGCCGAGGAGGAAUACCAGCUCAUACCUUCAUACUUGGCUGAUGUAACUAAAACAGAGCAGCGUAACAAUUUCCUACAUUUCCAGAAAGAGUUCAUAGCAAAACACGAACUGGUGCAGAGUAACUUCACAGGGAACAAGGUAUGAGAGCAGCAUGAAAGGAAGCUGGCUAAGGACCUCCAGAAAAUCUGUGGCUGUGAUCCCCUCCAUUUCAAGCAACUACAGGUUGUUGAGGAAGUAUUUGAAGACAUAUGCAACAGCUUUCUGAUAAGUGGUGAUAUUCUGAUGGAAAUUAAGCUGUAUUUAGAAGCUCAAGCCAAGAAAUUUGGGCCAAAUGUGUUAACAUGUACUGGUACUGUAGAAACCAGCAGCAAACACGAGACAAAGAGGAUAGCACAAAACCCACUUUCUGUUUCUGAACAGCUUGACGCUAUGAAGUAUGAAGUUCUUGAUAAAUGGGAAGUUGGAGGAAAUAUCACAGAAAUUUUACAUAAACUGAGAAUCACUCAGGAAAGUCAAAG